AAAAUCCAAACCCUUAUCAUCAUCGUCUCCAAAUAUCCUCCUCCUCAGCUUGCUUGGGAUUCCAUCUAGCUGGGUAAAUCACAGUACGUGCGUUUUCGAUCUCGUUUGAUAUAGAUAUAUAUAUAUAUAUAUCUGAGGGCUACCUAGCUGGGAAGAUGAAGAUUCAGUGCGAUGUGUGUGAGAAAGCUCCGGCGACGGUGAUUUGUUGCGCUGACGAGGCGGCACUGUGUGCCAAAUGUGAUGUUGAAGUGCACGCAGCAAAUAAACUCGCAAGCAAGCACCAGAGGCUUCUUCUUGAAUCUCUAUCCAACAAGCUCCCUAGAUGUGAUAUAUGCCAAGACAAGGCAGCUUUUAUAUUCUGUGUCCAAGACAGAGCCCUCUUUUGUCAGGAUUGUGAUGAAUCAAUUCAUUCAGCCAAUAGCCUCUCUGCCAACCACCAGAGGUUCCUCGCCACUGGAAUCCGAGUUGCAUUGAGCUCUCCUUGUACUAAGGACGCUGAAACAAGUAGCUUAGAGCCACCCAAUCAUAGUCCACAGCUGGUUUCAACAAAAGUGCCAACGCCACAUGCUUCUCUCAUCUCAUCUCCUUGGGGUGUUGAUGACUUGCUGCAAUUAUCAGAUUUUGAAUCUUCUGACAAGAAAGAGUCGCUUGAGUUUGGAGAGCUUGAAUGGAUAGCAGAUAUGAGUCUUUUUGGUGAGCAGUUUCCUCAGGAGGCUCUGGCAGCAGCUGAAGUACCUCAGCUUCCAGUAUCACAAUCGAGCAACUAUACGUCAUAUAGACCCCCAAAAUCAAACAGUCCAUACAAGAAGCCUAGGAUUGAAAUCCCAGAUGAUGAUGAUGAGCAUUUCACUGUUCCUGAUCUUGGCAUAUUUUAGACAUGUAUCAACUUGAUGGAUUAGUUGAUAGGUUGAAUUAUAUAUGUUUAUGCUUUAGUGAAUACAUACUAAUAUGUAUUGAUGUAUGUAUGAAAGAAUUUAUGAUACACUUCAUGAUUUUAUGAUCUUGUGGUAGUAAAUUUUUCUACUUCAGGGGAUUUGCUUCUCA
This is a messenger RNA of Rosa rugosa (rugosa rose), 1044 nucleotides long. Its product is annotated as B-box zinc finger protein 24. Gene Ontology annotation, biological process: regulation of DNA-templated transcription; photomorphogenesis. Lineage: Eukaryota; Viridiplantae; Streptophyta; Magnoliopsida; Rosales; Rosaceae. The transcript has 3 exons. Bases 156 to 875 code for a protein of 239 amino acids. Gene Ontology annotation, molecular function: zinc ion binding. The record is from RefSeq and is a predicted model, not a curated record. Gene Ontology annotation, cellular component: nucleus.